AUGCAGCAAAGCAACGGUCCUGAUCAAAACCCAUCUCCGCAACACCAACCCCAUCAUCCCCAUCAACAACAGUGGGUCCCACAGAUGCAUCAGCAACAGCAACAAUGGAUGGCAGCCAUGCAGUAUCCAGCAGCUGCUAUGGUGAUGAUGCAGCAGCAGAUGAUGAUGUACCCUCAACAACAACAUCACCAUUACAUGGCAUACUAUCAACAACAACAACAGCAGUAUCAAAAACAGCAGCAACAGUAUCAUCAAAAGCAGCAAAAACAACUACAACAACAGGGAUCUAGCGAGGAGGCUAAGACUGUAUGGGUUGGUGACUUGCUUCAUUGGAUGGACGAGACCUACUUGCAUAGUUGCUUCUCUCAUACUGGAGAGGUUUCAUCUGUAAAGAUUAUUCGCAAUAAGCAAACUGGUCAGCUGGAAGGUUAUGGAUUCGUUGAGUUUUAUUCACAUGCAGCAGCUGAGAAAGUCUUGCAGAGCUAUAGUGGCUCUAUGAUGCCAAAUACCGAUCAACCUUUUCGUCUCAACUGGGCAAGUUUUGCGGGUGAAAGGCGAGCUGAUACUGGUUCUGAUCUAUCUAUAUUUGUCGGAGAUUUGGCUGCAGAUGUGACUGAUGCAAUGUUGCAGGAAACCUUUGCUGGCAAAUAUCCAUCUGUUAAGGGAGCAAAGGUUGUCACUGAUUCUAAUACUGGCCGUUCAAAAGGUUAUGGUUUUGUUAGGUUUGGAGAUGAAAAUGAGAGGACAAGGGCCAUGACAGAGAUGAAUGGUGUUUAUUGCUCGAGUAGGCCUAUGCGGAUAGGUGUUGCAACCCCUAAAAAGCCAUCUGCAUAUCAACAGCAGUAUUCUUCACAAGCUUUAGUGUUGGCUGGUGGACAUGCAUCAAAUGGUGCGAUGGCCCAAGGAUCACAAUCUGAUGUUGACUCUAACAAUACAACUAUAUUUGUGGGAGGAAUUGACUCUGAUGUCACUGAUGAGGAUCUCAGGCAGCCGUUUUCUCAAUUUGGUGAAGUUGUUUCUGUGAAAAUACCAACUGGAAAAGGAUGUGCUUUUGUACAAUUUGCUAAUAGAAAGAAUGCUGAGGAUGCGCUGCAGAGUUUGAAUGGAACAACAAUUGGCAAGCAGACAGUUCGACUUUCCUGGGGUCGCACUCCAGCAAACAAGCAGUGGAGAGGGGAUCAUGGUAAUCAAUGGAAUGGGGCAUAUUUUGGAGGGCAAGGCUAUGCUGGGUAUGGAUAUACUAUGCCCCCAAAUCAGGACCCAGGCAUGUACGUUGCAGCUGCAGCUUCUGGGGCUUCUUAA
Molecule: messenger RNA, 1302 nt
Organism: Dovyalis caffra
Lineage: Eukaryota; Viridiplantae; Streptophyta; Magnoliopsida; Malpighiales; Salicaceae
Source: the annotation of a GenBank genome assembly